Micropterus dolomieu (smallmouth bass) is the source of this 1471-nucleotide messenger RNA. RefSeq names its product piezo-type mechanosensitive ion channel component 2-like. The transcript has 4 exons. The coding region runs from base 169 to 714 and encodes 181 amino acids. Lineage: Eukaryota; Metazoa; Chordata; Actinopteri; Centrarchiformes; Centrarchidae. The record is from RefSeq and is a predicted model, not a curated record.
CUGACAGGAAGUGAUGCUGGCUCAGCCGUGAGACAGGUGUUUCCAGAUGUUGGCGUGCUGGUCGUUGGUCUGCUGACCUGGAGGCUGAUCGUAAGACUGAACGCCGACACACACACGCAGCCUCAGGAGGAGGGACAGGAGGAGGAGGGGCAGCUGCAGGAGGACCUGAUGUUUGAGGAGGACUCUGUGCUUGGAGAGGAGGAAGAGGAGGAGGAAGGAGGCAGAAAGAGGCUUCUGGUUGAACUGGAGUCACUGGUUUGUAAAACCAGACAGAUUGUAGGAAACAUGACGACCGCUGGAGGGAAAGUCCUGCUGACGGCUCUACUGGGACUCACAGGUAUCAUCUUCCCCUCUCUCUCCUCCCUGCCCUACCUCCUCUGUUUCCAGGUGUUGUGUACCUGGUGGGCGUGGUCAGGCCAGGUCCCACCUCUCCUCUUCAGGGGGGUGUGUGUGAUGUCACUCCUCUACUCCUCCUCCCACUUCUUGCUCCUCUACUGCUACCAGCUUCCCUCAAUGCAGGAGGCGUGGCCUCCCAACCGCACCUCCGCCAGCGUGUUCGGCCUGGUCUCGGUGGGGUCUGUGGACUGUGGCGCCCCCUGGAGGCUGCAGGUGAACUCUGAGCUCAGCUGGUUUCACUUCAGCAGUCCUCUGAUGCUGCUGCUGCUCUACAACACGGUGGCCAGUCUGUGGAGGAACCAGGUGACGACAUCAUGAUGACAUCACACAAUGACAUCAUACCGCGGCUGUGUCUCAAGAUAGAUGGAUAGAACUUCAUUGAUUCCCGAUGGGAAAUUGCGAUGUUGCGGCAGCAAAAUUGACAGACCAGACAUAUUUACACAAACUAUUGUAUAAUGUACAAAGUUUCCUUUUCAAAAUGUGUUUACAACAGUGCGGCUGUCCUUUAUUUUCACGGGUCCUUCAGUCUCGUCUCCGGGCCCAGAGGGGAGUUGUUGUGAUGGUAGUGGGUAGGAAGGACUUCCUGUAACGGUGCUUGUAGGAGUCUCCAGCUGAAUGCGCUCUGCUGCCCGACCAGCAGGUUGUGCAGCGGGUGUGAAGUGUUGUGGAAGAUUCUUCUCUCCACAACCAAGUCCAGGGGCCCCGGAGCAGAGCCCAGCAGAGAACCAGCCGCCUUUAUUAGCUUGUUCAGUCUCUUGCUUGUCACUGGCUCUGAUGCUGCUACCCCAGCAGGUGGCUGCAAAGAAAACGCUUUCGACAACCGACUGAUACUGAGACAUAUACAAUAUUCUGCUGCAUACAUUAAAGGACCUGAGCUUCCUCAAAGAGAGUCUGCUCUGGCCCAAGUCAGGGGGCGAAACUAUGGGCUACUUUUGCAAAAGUCUACACACUAACCACAAAACCUUACACCACAAAAGAAAACAUCACCCAUCUCCAGCAAAACUGUUCUAAAACUUGUUUUUUCCAAGAAUAAAGUUCACACAAACAUCUCUGAAUAAAAACCCUGUGUAGGCCA